AUUUCUGUCAAAAUUUUGAGUUGAUAAUUUCGUGUUGUUUAUGUCGGUCUUACAUUUACUCAAUAACAAUUCGUUUCGUGAUUUAUUUAAAACGAUUCGACGCUGAUUGUUAAAUUUUGAUUUAAAAAUUGAUUUAAGUGAAUAAGGCACGGAGCUGACGAGUUGUCGUUUCACAUUUUCACGAUACUAAAUCAAUCUGUCCAUUAAACAUCUCGUUGAACGUGUAGUGUCGGUGAAAGGCAACAAGUUUCAUCAAAACCAAAAUCGAACACAGAAUGUCAAUUCUGCUGGCUGAUAUCGAUGCCACCUGUGCAGCACUCGGAUUUAACGAUGGUAACGUUUACCAUUUCGAGGACGAUGCGCUGCAAGGCCUCAAACAUCUUAUUUGGAUCCUGCGACGUGACAGCGAAAUUCAUGAGCAUCGUCGUCAUUUGGGUCGUGGUCAAGUUCUGCAGACCGAUCUGUUGCCAAUGUUAAUGAAUCAAACGGAAGAAGAUGAUAUGUCUGAUGUUUUGCUACGAUUGCUGGUCAAUUUGACCAGUCCAACGUUACUGCUGUAUCGUGAAGAAUUGCCGAAAGACGGUCCCGGUCGUCGAAAUUUCAUGGAAUUGACCGAAAUUCUGCAAAGCUAUAAGGCCGCGUUUUCGUUGCAACCGGUCUGGGCAGCACUGGGGAAACGGUUGCAGAAGGUGCUCGAAAUCGAUUGGGCUGAACGCAGUGAAGAGCAAGGACUACUCAUCGAACGUGUUUUAGUGCUUGUUCGUAACGUUCUGCAAGUGCCAGCUAACCCAGAUUCUGAACGACGAGCUGACAACGAUGCAUCGAUACACGAUCAAGUGUUGUGGGCUCUUCAACAGGCUGGUGUACUCGACCUAGUGCUUUACAUAAUGGGCUCCGAAUAUGAAAAUCAAUAUCAUUUACACGCACUCGAAAUCAUUUGCCUCAUGUAUCGAGAACAGACGGCUGAAUCGCUGGCCGAUGCAUCUCUACAACGUAGUGCGGCUGAAAAGCAUCGAGAUGAACAAGAACUGAUGGUGGCUCGUAGACGUGAAAAGGCUAAAUAUCAAAUACGGCCACCACCUGGUCGCCAUUCACGCUUCGGCGGUACGUAUGUUUUGCAGAAUGUGAAAUCCGUUUCCGAUAACGAUAUCAUAUGCCAUCAAUCGUUACCUCGGGCCAUUACAAUGGAUUUUAAUCGAGAGAAAAAUAUUCAAAAGCGGUCGCAUCGCAUUGUACAGGAGGUGGCGUCAUGUGAACGACGCAGUGCAUUCUCGGUGAGAUUAUUUCUGCGAGAAUUUUGUAUUGAAAUUCUGGGAUCAGCAUUCAACAAUUUGGUUCGACAAGUGCGACGUGUGCUGGAACGCAGCACCACCGGUAACGAUGAUUCCUAUUUACUGUGGGCGAUACGUUUUUUUCUGGAAUUUAAUCGGUUAAACGAUUUUCAGUUGCAAUUAGUUAGCGAGUCAUUAAGCACUCAAUGUUUUCAUUGGGUUCUCACAAGAGUUCAACAUCACAUCGAUAUGAUCGGAUCGGAUAAAAAGAACGCUCGAAUCUGGGCGAAACGAUUGCACAUUGGAAUAAUGGCAUUCAAAGAGUUGCUGUGCAGUUUAAUUGCGUUACAAAAAGUUAAAAAUGAUGAUUCGCAAGCAUUGUACAAAAUGUUGCUGAAUAACGUGUGCUAUGUCAUGGAAUUCCGGGAAUGUAUUUUGCAUACACUUAUGAAUUACAACGAAGCGCACAGUACAAAAGCCUAUUUACGCGAUGUAAUUGAAAUGGUUCAUAUUUUCUUCAAAUUAAUGGAAAAUUUUUGCAAGGGUGGUGUCGUUGUACAAAAGAAAUCCACCAAAAGGGCAAAACAUUCAAAGAAAUCGUCUAAAAACAAAGCAGCCACAUCAAAACCAGAAGAAAAUCUGGAAAAGUUUGAAAAUAUUUGGGAAACCAUUGCGGCUCAAGUAUCUGCUGUUUUGGCAAGUGACAUUGCAUUGCCGGAGGAAGAACAUCCUUUACCCUUUGACGCUAUAUCCGAUAAAAGUAUGGAUGAUCAAAAGGAUACAUGCAUGAUUAAGAUCCAUACUCUAUUGCGGCAAGAAAAAUUCGAGCAUGCCAUCAUCCUGUUACGUUCGGCAAGGGAAAUAUGGCCGGAAAAUGAUUGUUUUGGUGCUGCAUCUGCAGCCCCCGAGGACGAAUUUAUGCUGCUUCAUGACAUUUUCACCACAAAUUUGGGACCAGUUGAAAACCUUGGCGACAAUUUGUCAGUGAUUGAUGGAAACGAUGAUGGAACUGAUGAUGAGGAUGAUGAUGAUGAAGAAGGUAUCACAGAGAUAACAGAAACUGAUUUCCGUUUUUCUGAUUUCGAGAAGCGGUUAGUAAAUCCUCGAGUGGUACGUGCCUGCACAAUUGUGCUCGCUGAUUGGGAAAAAAUAACAACUCGAGCAUUAAAAAGCGCUGUAACAAUUUUGCAUAGAAUAUCAUUCGGAUGCAAAGUACCAGCAAUGAUGUACCAAGCAUCGUUGUUCCGCAUUUUUCAAAGCGUUUUCCAUGCGCCCAACGAAGAGCAUAGCCGUGAAUUGAAGAAAUUGGGAAUUUACAUUGUUCGCCAGUUUGUAGCUGUGGCACCGUCAAAUCCGAAAAUUUACGCAGAAAUGCUGUUUUUGAAAUCACUUCGGGAAGCUAAUGAUAUUGAAAUGGGCUAUGACACCGUGCAUGAAACCGAUAACAAAAGAGGAUGGAGCGAAGAACAAGAAGACGAACUACGGCAUCUCUAUAUGGAAAAUCAAAAUAAUCCGCAAACGGAUCAAGACGUUAUCGAUUGGAUACUGGACAAUCUCAUUGAUAAGACUCGUACGCGUCGAAUGGUCAUCAAAAAAUUGAAAGAUCUUGGUCUCAUAUUUAAGGCACCGACCAAGAAAUCGAACGCAUUACCCAAAAAUACCUGGCUCUUCGAUCAGGAUCAACGAUUACGUGAUUUAUACGACGAGAAUCGACUUCAUGACGACUGUCUCGCCAAAAUUGAAGCUGAAUUCGAUGGUCGUUCGAAGAACGCUAUUAUCAAACGAAUGAUUGCUCUGGGCUUGAUUGCGGAUCGAUCGGAAAUUGUACCUCGAAAAGCGAAAAAGUCCAACAAAAAAUCGAAAUCUGCUGGCCGCAGCGAUGACGAUGAUGACGAGGAGUCCGGUUCGAAUGAUGACAGUGAUGACGAAGCUGACAGAGUUCAAACUAAACGUCCCAAGAAACAAGCUAAACCAAAGAAAACCACGAAAUCGGCAAAGAAGCCGAUUGUCAAAGUUCCAUUCAAGUUGAACCAUCUGAAGACACUUCUAUCCGAAAUGAAUGAUUCGUUGAAGCUGGUCCUACCGUGGCUUCAAGAGUCGUUAAGCGAUGCUGCCGAAGAUAUGGAAGAGACUCCGAACGAUGGUGACAAUGGAGUUCCGUUAGUUCCAUUCACCAUGGACCAAAGCAAUGCAAUGGAUGACGAAAAUUUCAAGUUUUUCUUGACCGCACUCGGUAUUCAGCCACCGGUUGAACAAAUGGAAACCUAUUGGCGUAUUCCGGUCUAUUUUACGUUGGAAGACCUUAACUUACGGGUUCAGCUUUUGGCUGGCGAAUUGGAUGAUGAAGAAGAAGAAGAACAAAUCCAACAACAGCAAGCUGCUCAAGACGACGUAGAAAUGGAGCCAAUUAUGUACUCCACAGACGACGACGAGGAUGAGGAAAGUGACGUUGGAGAUUCGUCUAAACCAAAAUCUCCGCUUAAAAAUUUGAUGUACAACGACAGCGACAAUGACGACGACACCCACCGCACGCCAAUGAAGCGUAACGCUACAAUCGAACAAAAGAAGGACAACGCAAAGAGAAAAUUCGACAUUUUCGACAUGAUAAAAGAGCCCGAGUCGGAGGAGAUUGCAAUGCAGUCACAGGAGCUGCGCAGCCGUUUGGCUACGCUAAUUGAUUCGGAUGAUGAUUCGGACAAUGAAACGAUUACUCACACCAAAUCCGUGAAUAAGUCACACCACCGAAACGCCAUCGUCGACACGGAUUCGGAAGACGAGAAAGAAAAUACGGUUUUGAUUUCAUCAGCCAAUGAUGCAGCAACAGCGACAACAACAACAAAAUCUCUUCCGUCGACGACUUUGGACAGUCAUUUCGAUUCAAGUGCCUUUGAUGGAAACCAUUCAUCACAUAGCAUCGGCAUUAAUGUGUCUGACGAUGUGAAUGGUACACGUAACAAUAAACGUGAACGAUCUGAAUCCGAUGAAUCGAUGGUGGAUGGAGAAAAUGUUGUUGCCAAUAAAAAGGCAAGGAAACUUGUAUCUCGACGAGCUGUAAUUGAUGAUGAUGACGAUGAGUAAAAUGUAUUUUAUUUUCACUCUCCAUAAAAAUUCAACUUCGAUCCCCCGGACUGAUGUCGGAUUGGAUGGAUGGAUGGUUGGAUAUUCCAUUUUUUUUAGAUUUAGAUUUUAAAGAAUUUCAUUCAACUUUCGACGUGUAUACAGCAACAUGUUUAUUGUUCGCUUCAGUUUACACUUUUUUCUUCUUUUCUGUGUUUUCGUAAUAAAAUAAAUUGAAGACGUUUUGCAAA
Bradysia coprophila is the source of this 4579-nucleotide messenger RNA. It is a transcript of the gene timeout, whose product is annotated as circadian regulator timeout. NCBI's taxonomy places the organism in Eukaryota, Metazoa, Arthropoda, Insecta, Diptera, Sciaridae. Gene Ontology annotation, cellular component: replication fork protection complex. The record is from RefSeq and is a predicted model, not a curated record. Gene Ontology annotation, biological process: DNA repair; entrainment of circadian clock; replication fork arrest. Gene Ontology annotation, molecular function: DNA binding.